AUGUUCACCACAAUUACGACUCAGCACCAUUCACUCGCCAGCGAUAACACCGAGAAUAUGCAUAUUAAAAAUAUGGCCAGCAAGGCAUACGAUCAAAACACUUACUAUGAUGGGCCCAUGACACCACCUCCGAGUGCCAAUAUAAGCACAGCCGCGGACCAGUUUCGUGCCCCAAAGAUGGUGGGCUUGUCGAACUACAACAAUUUCGCAGCUGCUGAGAUUGAAUUUCCGGAUUUCUCACACUUGUGCUUUGCCGCCGAGACGCCCAACUCGGUGUUCAGUGAUUGCCAUAACUACAUCUGUCAGGAUCAGGAGCAAGAUGCAGAUGAUAUCGUAUGCGCCUCGCCAGAUCAGGCCGGCAUGCCCUACCAACAGGGCCAAUACACGCAACUAAAUCGCGAGGAUGUGUUUCGUUUCGAGCCGGAGGAUAUAGCGCGUUUGACGGUUGACGAUGGGAACAAUUAUGUCGAGUUCGGUAGCUGGCUGCCAUCGACCUCAACUAACCCCACGUACCCCUCUUGCAGUGCGCAGUCGACGCAGCCGACAAUUGCAGCGGAAGAGGCAGAUGCCAUCGACACGCUCAAUUUAGAUAAUGAUUAUUUUAAUUAUGACGAAAUUAACUGCCAAUCGAAAAGCCAAUCGCCCUGCUCAUCACCGCAUCUCGAUGCAUGGAUGAACUUCAGUCUCAGUGACAUGCAAAAUACGUCAACGACUGCGCUCGAAUUGUCGCCCAAAUUGUGCAACAUUUACGACCAGGUGCCAUCAAAGCCAUUGACGAGCAUUAAAGUAGAGGAUUCCGCGAGCCUAAUGCCGACCAAACUGCCCUCCAUGAAUGCAAUAUUCGGCAUGCCGAAAUGCCAGCCGGUAUGCAACAAUUACGAGGACUUCCCAAAAGUAUACCAAAGCGCCGAACAAGGAAGCGGCAUGUGCGACCAGUUCGACAAUUAUGGCCCAGAAAAUUAUGAAAAUAAUAUUUCCCAAGCCAUCGAAAAGCCAAAUCGUGAAUACAAAAGCAUUUGGAGCAUCAAUGAGCACGAAGAGUAUAUCGAGCAGAAUGUAAAACAAGAGCCGAAACUGAAUGCUGAUUAUUCUGGGAAUGAAUUGCACACAAACGAUGAGCAGCUCCAUUCAGCUGUCGUCAGCGAUGAGGAGGACAACUGUGACGCAAAUAACAUAGACAACGACCAGGACAACGAGCUGUGCCCUGUCCCGCCAAAUAAAAGCCAUUCUUAUGCCUGCGACGCGAUUGAGGCUGAGAUAUUGCCGUUGAUUUGUCAGUGGACCUCCUGCAAUUUGGAGUUUGACGAGCAGCAAUCCUUUGUGGAACAUAUCGAGAAGUGUCAUGUGGAUGUGCGCAAGGGUGAGGACUUUUCAUGUUUCUGGCGGGACUGUCCCAGGCGCUACAAGCCAUUUAACGCACGCUACAAAUUGCUGAUACACAUGCGUGUACAUAGCGGCGAGAAGCCCAACAAAUGUCCGUUUCCUGGCUGCAAAAAGGCAUUCUCGCGUUUGGAAAAUUUGAAAAUUCAUCAACGGUCACAUACAGGCGAACGUCCCUAUGGCUGUCAGUAUAAAGGCUGUCUUAAAGCCUUUAGCAAUAGUUCGGAUCGUGCGAAACAUCAAAGGACCCACUAUGAUACGAAACCCUACGCUUGCCAGCUGCCCGGCUGCACGAAGCGCUACACGGAUCCUUCGAGCUUGCGCAAACAUGUUAAAAAUCACGCGCUGCGUAACAACAACGGACAGCUUGUUCGGCGGAAAUUUGUUGCCGCAUCUGUUGGGCCCAACAACCGAAAAACAACGCCGACAAAGACACGUCGCCACUCAGAGUCGGUGACAAGCGCUGCCGUGGAUGACCUGCACCCGCAACAGCAUCAGUACCAGCAACAGCAACAGCAACAGCAUCAGCAACAGAACGAACAACAGCAACAACAACGACAUCAGGAGCAGCAGCAACGCAGCAAUAGCUGGAGCGAGGCAAUGUUGCAUAAGGAUUUCCAUUAUGAGGAUGUGCCAGAGUUAACGACAGCCACAACCACUGCGGACUGUAGCAGCUCUAUCAGCAGCAAUAAUAUUGCGGCUAAUAUCAAUUCUAUGAACUUUAAUGAGUUGUCAAAUUGCAUUGUCAUCAUUGAGCAUAAUCAGAGUGCGGAGGCAGCAGGAAACCGAAACCUGCAGGACAGCAAACAUAACAUAACAACCGCAGAAACUGCGACAACAUAUGCUAACGGCAAUAUGGCGCUUGUUCCAGCAACAAAUGGCCUCGCCAUAUCCAACAAAAUAAGCAGCACCAGCAACAGCAACAGCGGCAGCAGCAGCAGCAGUACCGGCAACAGCAAUCACACUGGCUACGAUGGCAAUGAAAAUAUUAAUCAAUUAAAUGAGCUCGAACAGUUGCUGACAACAACCGGGCAGCCGAACGGAAUGGCUGAGAACAACAUUACACACACAACGCCAACCAUGGGUCCCAGCAGUGGAACUAGUCAGAGUACAAAUACGAUUAGUGUUAUUAUGUCCCCGGAAAAUGCUGACAAUAAUCGAAUAAGCGAGUUUGUAUCAUUUGAGUAUGUUAAAAAGUAUUUGACCGAUGCAUUCGAGGGUGUUCCAACCGAGCAACAUCGAAAUGCGAGACCAAAUGGGGCCGGAGGGGAAGUGGCGAACCAGUACGUUCAGUUACAACUGGACGAUAAUUUCGAUAUGUAUGACCUGCAGCAAUUUAUUUAGUAAGUGUUAGAGAGUAGAAACCUUAUUAAGGUCGCAGCCCACCAGAUAUUCAGUAAUGAUUAUUUCCAAAGAUCUCAAUUCUAUUGAGUAGCGCCAUUUACAUUAGCAUAAGCUUAGCAUUAUCGAGACACUAAAAGAGUUACUAGAUAUUAAGUUAAUUACAUCUUCCCUUCAUCAUACAAGUAUGCGUACAAAUAAGUCGACAAUAUUAAAACAAUCAAUCACGUUCCUAAUUUCCUUAUAUCCAGUGAUUAUUAAAGUCUUCCC
This is a messenger RNA of Scaptodrosophila lebanonensis, 2991 nucleotides long. RefSeq lists its product as uncharacterized. Gene Ontology annotation, biological process: regulation of transcription by RNA polymerase II. The transcript is spliced from 3 exons. Bases 1 to 2724 code for a protein of 907 amino acids. Gene Ontology annotation, molecular function: DNA-binding transcription factor activity, RNA polymerase II-specific; RNA polymerase II cis-regulatory region sequence-specific DNA binding. The record is from RefSeq and is a predicted model, not a curated record. Lineage: Eukaryota; Metazoa; Arthropoda; Insecta; Diptera; Drosophilidae. Gene Ontology annotation, cellular component: nucleus.